This is a messenger RNA of Phoenix dactylifera (date palm), 646 nucleotides long. NCBI's taxonomy places the organism in Eukaryota, Viridiplantae, Streptophyta, Magnoliopsida, Arecales, Arecaceae. The record is from RefSeq and is a predicted model, not a curated record.
GAAAGAACGCCUGAUGCGACGGAGAGCGAUUUUGUCUUCCUCUCCUCCUCCUCCUCCGUUCGAGCGACCGAUCCUGGAUCGAAGUCCUUUGAUAUGGUUCAUCUGCAGCCAGACCCAUUUCUGAAUGAGCUUACAAGCAUGUAUGAGCGGAGCAAAGAGAAGGGCUCUGUCUGGGUCACCCUCAAGUGUUCAUUUAUGAAAAGCAAGGGAAAGCAUAAGAAAAUGGAGACUGAAGGGUACAGAUUCCUUAUUCGUGCUACUGAUGGCAAAAAAACCAUCACCACUUCGCUCUCUGCGAAGGAUCACGAGAAAUUCCAAACUUCUUAUGCAACGGUCUUAAAAGCUCAUAUGAAUGCAUUGAAGAAGAGGGAAAUAAGGGACAAGAAAAGGACUGCUGAGGUCGAACAGAAGCCAGGAUCAUGAAAGAAGCCGGUAUCGCCAAAGAAGCCAAAACCUGCAAAACCCCCACUUUGAGCCACACUUCUCAUUCUUCUGUUAUUCUUCUGUUAGUUUUGAUUGACAGCAGACCUUACCUGUUUGAAAUCCUUGUAUUUUUUACUGGAUGAAAAUCUCAGAAAUGCUCAUUAAUUGGAUUUUCUUGCUGUUUUGCAUCGACAUAUGAAGUAAACUGCGAAUAUUGGAUUUU